AUGGAGGACUAUUAUCAGAAAGAAGCUACUUCUCUCCAAAUCAUCCGCGAGUUGAAGCACGCUCAUCUGAUCACUCCAUUGGCAGCUUACACCAGUGGCGACCUUCGCGCAUUCCUCUUUCCUUGGGCAGAAGGUGGAAACUUGAAGGAGUUUUGGAAACGGACCACCACACGAGCAACAGAGGACGGUGAGCUCAUGAAAUGGGUCCUCAAUCAGCUUUGUGGUAUUUGCAGUGCAACCAAAGCUCUUCACGAGAAGAACUGUCGCCAUACGGAUCUCAAGCCGGAAAACAUCCUUCUCUUCGAAGAAUAUGGGCCUCGGGGCAUUCUCCGCAUAGCCGAUGUUGGCCUCGCUAGGUUUCACAAUGACAUUACCCGACAACGAAAGUCGAUAACAAACGCGAAGACAGGCACUGUGCGAUAUGAACCCCCAGAAAUGGGUCGCGACAAGCAGCUUCCUCGGGUAUACGAUGUCUGGUGUCUUGGAUGUGUCUUUUUCGAGUUUCUAAUAUGGGCUGUGUACGGCCCGACAGGUUUGGACAGCUUCAUCAGAUUGAGCGUUGAGCAACAGUUCUGGGAGAAACAGAAGGAUGGCUAUCACCAACACUGGGAAGUGAGACGUUGGAUCACACACAUGUCAACGUUUCUCAAAAGUGGAACAGCCUUGAAAUGCUGCUUGACCCUGAUUGAUGAGGGUAUGUUAGUGCCCGCCUGGGAGAACCGCUUACAGAUCGCGGAUCUUCAAAUCAAGUUUGAGGAUAUCCGUAACAAAGCAGAGAAAGACGAAAAGUUUCUCUUGGACCAAGACCUACCGAGAAGAAUCACUACACCACCACAGUCGACUGUCGUGAUGGGCAGCAAGAGCAUAACCUUACAAGUCCCUGAUCAACCGAAAAUGCGUAACUCAUCGUUGGCGUCUCGUACAGCACCAGAUGUACUCAACGACGAUGCGGAAAAAUCAACUAAAAACUUGGACACCAGUGUUCCAGAGCGCGCGGGCGCCACGUUGCAUGUACCAGAGAUAAGUGUUGAGCGUGCGCAAGAAAAUGUGCGGCGGUUUUGA
This is a messenger RNA of Colletotrichum spaethianum, 1062 nucleotides long. RefSeq names its product serine/threonine-protein kinase nrc-2. Gene Ontology annotation, molecular function: protein serine/threonine kinase activity; ATP binding. The coding region runs from base 1 to 1062 and encodes 353 amino acids. The transcript has 2 exons. Gene Ontology annotation, biological process: peptidyl-threonine phosphorylation; peptidyl-serine phosphorylation. Lineage: Eukaryota; Fungi; Ascomycota; Sordariomycetes; Glomerellales; Glomerellaceae. The record is from RefSeq and is a predicted model, not a curated record.